CGUUACCGGGCUUGCUGGUAGGUUGGAGCUGGAAUCCGUUGAAUUCGAAGUUGAAUUCAAAGCUGUUCGCCAUUACCAAGAGAGCUCAAAUUCAGGUCAUCGGUCAAUGAGAUAUUAGAGAACAUCUACAAAUUUAAAAUGGCAUCAGCGAGAAUCGGUCAAAUGCACGGGAGCCCCAAGACGCUGCAUCAGGCGAGUUCAGAGGUCACCAAGAUUCACAGACCUGCUUCAUUAGUGGCACCACACAUGGUGUCAUCGUCGCUGACCUCUCAACCAGGGGUCAAGUCCAGACACACGCGUGGACAUAGCCUUGGUCAAAUCUCUUCACCUGUAGGAUAUCCUCCCGGGAUGGGGAGGGAUUUCCGAGGAGCUGGGAGCCACAGCGGAGUCGCCUGGAUGGGACCUCAGUAUGCUCGCAGUAGCCAUAGCCUAGGACACCAGCCUUCCAAACAUAGCAAACAGCCCGCGGGCAAUGCCCCGAACAGGACAGCCAAGAAUAAAACACAGGAGAAGUCUAAGCAUAAGACCGUAGUUGAUGGUGCCAUGGAAGCUGGAUGCAAGGAGCAUAGUUUCAUCACCAAUGCGUCGGAUAUAAGACAGAUGCAGAAUGGUCUUCUGAACCUCCUGGAGGAAUUCAACUCUGGCAAGCUACAGGCCUUUGAUGAGAACUGUUCAUAUGAGAAGAUGAGCAAUGUUAGAGACCUACAGGAAAAGCUGGCUAGACUCCAUUUUGAGAUGGACGAUCAGUUACAAGCUCAAGGUGUUGGAAGCAAAGAAGCCAUCACAUUGGCCAAUCAGAAUAUGGAUCAUUUAUUAUCAAACCUGGACCAAUUAAGUAUUGCAGUACGUAGCUUGCAUCCUGCAGGCGAAAACAGCGUGUUUCCACCGGAACCACGGAUGUGAAGAAAAUCCAUCGCCAAUCCAUCUCAUCCAUUUUCUUACUGAAUUAUCGUCCAUCCCUUCGAUGAAGACUUCGAAAUCCAUCGCAAGAGAGGUUGAAUGGUGUUCAUGAUCUCGUGUUCAAGGUCCUAUCAUUUUUAAUAUUUUUUAUAAAGUCAUAUGUAUAGAACCAUGUUACUUAUUUAAUUAUUCAUUGUUUUUUUUAUAUUUAAAAACAAUUUUUAAAGCUUGCACAACCGAUUGAGAGCAGGUUACGAUUGUGGCAUGCAUCUUUUAUUCUGAAAAAUUGUACACAAGUCUGAACAGUAAGACUAUGAAUUGACUUGGGGGGGGGGUGUAGAGGACCUUUUAGUGAUGCCUAUAUUAUAUUUGUCUUGGCAUAUUGAAUAGGGUAAAGGGGAAUCCAGCCUUGGCCAUAAAAUGUUGUGUUGGGAAGGAGAAAAAUAAAUUAAACAGAAUGGUGAAAGUUU
Messenger RNA from Lytechinus variegatus (green sea urchin), 1370 nucleotides. Its product is annotated as coiled-coil domain-containing protein 28B-like. Bases 139 to 903 code for a protein of 254 amino acids. The record is from RefSeq and is a predicted model, not a curated record. The transcript has 8 exons. NCBI's taxonomy places the organism in Eukaryota, Metazoa, Echinodermata, Echinoidea, Temnopleuroida, Toxopneustidae.